Messenger RNA from Anolis sagrei ordinatus, 1174 nucleotides. It is a transcript of the gene CALML4, whose product is annotated as calmodulin like 4. The record is from RefSeq and is a predicted model, not a curated record. Lineage: Eukaryota; Metazoa; Chordata; Lepidosauria; Squamata; Anolidae. Gene Ontology annotation, cellular component: myosin II complex. Gene Ontology annotation, molecular function: calcium ion binding.
UUGUUAUUAUUAUAUCUGUCGUGCUGAAAAUAUAUUUUCUGGCUCAUGCCUGCUCCAGAAGGGGAAAAAGGUUGAAAUCUCAUGGAGGCCUAGCAUUUCUCCUGGAGCCAAAAAUCCAUUAAAAAUGGACCGCUUUUCAGACCCAUCCAUGCAUCUCUCUGUGCGCUUGACCAGUCGAUACACAGUUCACCGCUGAGUGACCCCAGGGCUCCCUCUGGAAACAAUCGCCUUACGCCUUAGCGGAUGGGUGCGACUAGUUGGUAUUUAAACCCAGCAUGAGAUGCCUUGCAAGCCAUGUGGGAUUAUGGCCAAGCCCCCCAACGGUGCCCCUGCUGCUGCUAUUUGGAGCAUGACAAGACAGCAAAGGCUGCGGCAGUGAUGCAUACUGCGUUGUCUUAUUGUUGCACCAAGCGAAGCCAUGGAACGGACGGCUAAAACCAGGCCUAGCUUAGCAACCGGUGCCUCUGCCGAAACCCAAGAACCUGAGUCUUGUGUUACACCUGCUGUUGUUACCGGCUGCACUUUGUCGGACUUUAGACUCCGAUCUCAGAGGAAGAACGACUGGGAAGCAGACUGCAGAGGGGAGGAUAAAGCCCAGCAAAUGGCCAAAUUUCUCUCUCAGGACCAAAUCCAUGAAUUCAAGGAAUGUUUUUCCCUGUAUGAUAAGAAGCAUAAGGGGAAGAUCAAGGCCAGCGACCUCAUGACAGUGAUGCGGAGCCUGGGGGCCAGCCCCAUCCCGGGUGAAGUGGCCAGGCACCUCCAACAGCACAAGAUCGAUAGCCGCGGAGAACUGGACUUUUCAACUUUCCUGAGCAUAAUGUACAAGCAAAUGCAACAGGAAGACCCCAAGAAGGAGAUCCUGGUGGCUUUCUUGAUGACCGACAUGCAGAAGACCGGCUUCAUCACUGUGGCAGAGCUGAGGGCCAAGCUGAUGAACCUGGGAGAAAGGCUCUCUAGGGAAGAAGUGGACAACCUCUUGAAGGACACCAAAGUGGGACACAACGGGAUCGUGAAGUACGAAGACUUGGUCCGUUCCAUCACACUUCCAGUGGUUGACUACUGAACCAUGACUUGAACCGGACUGCUAGCUGGACUGGAGGCUUGCAGACUGUCCCUUUGACGCCUCUGCUACUGGUUUGCCUUACAAAAUAAAGCUAUUUGCCUUGUAGAUAAA